Aureobasidium musti is the source of this 2136-nucleotide messenger RNA. The record is from the annotation of a GenBank genome assembly. NCBI's taxonomy places the organism in Eukaryota, Fungi, Ascomycota, Dothideomycetes, Dothideales, Saccotheciaceae.
UCCAUAUCGGAAAGAAACCAUGGCGUCGUUGAAGAGGUCAUCGAGGCCCGACCUCAAGUACUUGAUGAUGUUGACAAGUUGCANAAAGUGCAUCAAUACGACCCAAAUCUUCUAGAAAAGGACGCACAGAUCUUAGACGAGGCUGUCAAGACCGGCAAUGUCGAAAAGGCUCUGGAGAUCGACGAGUCUUUCACCAAAGAGUCACCAUACGAGACAGUGCGUGCCGCCGUGCGAGAGACAGAUGGGGAAGAAACUGCCAAUACAGUACGAGCAUGGCUUUUGGGUUUUAUCUUCGUUACUCUCUCAAGUGGAAUUAACAUGUUCCUGAGCAUGCGCAGUCCAGCAAUCACCAUUCCCACUGUUGUCAUUCUGCUGGUCCUUCUGUUUACUCUCAGCUCUCAAGUCAUUGGUAUCGCUUUCGCUGGUGUCUUCAGACGUUUUCUUAUUUGGCCUGCUGCUCUCAUAUGGCCCGCCAACUUCUCUAUGACAACUCUUUUAUAUGCUCUUCAUGACAAGAGCAGGCCUGAUCCUGCCAAAACCAAUGGUUGGCGAAUUUCUCAAUAUCGCUUCUUUGUCUACGUUGCUCUAGGCUCUUUUGCGUACUACUGGUUGCCUGGGGUCAUCUGGCAGGGUUUGUCGGUUUUCUCGUUUGUCACCUGGAUUCGACCAAACAACGCUACCAUCAACCAACUAUUUGGAGGGUUCACUGGACUUUCACUAAUACCACUAACAUUUGACUGGACAUAUAUAACAGCAUAUCUCAAUGAUCCACUGCUCAGCCCGACAUUCUCGCAUCUCAACACCAUCAUUGGGCUUGGUGUAUUCAUGAUCAUCACAACAUUAGGUAUCUCAUAUACUGGUGCGCUUUACUCCGACUACCUCCCAAUCAAUACGUCCACCACUUUUGAUAACACGCAGGCCAAGUACAAUGUCACAAGAAUCCUCGGUCCUAGCUACACUUUCGACCUGGAGAAGUAUCAAAAGUAUUCACCAAUGUUUCUUGCACCCACGUUUGCUCUAAAAUAUGGUUUGAGUUUUGCCGCUCUGAUGGCUGCAAUAGUACAUACCAUUGUCUACCACCGUAGUGAGCUCUGGACCCGACUACGUCUUGCUAGACAACAAGAGCCUCAAGAUGUCCAUAUGCGGCACAUGGCCAAGUACAGGGAGGCGCCAGAUUGGUGGUACGGCCUGCUGUUCCUCAUAGCGACGGCUUUUGGACUCGCUACCGUACUAGGCUACUCUUCACAAUGCCCCUGGUGGGCGUACUUCGUGUCACUAAUCAUUGCGCUCGUCUUCAUCGUUCCAUGUUGCAUGAUCCUCGGCAUCACCAAUAUCCAGCUGUCACUCAACGUCAUCUCGCCAUAUCUUGCUGGUUUCAUGAUACCAGGACGCCCAAUUGGAGUCAUGAUCUUCAAGGUAUACAGCACGAUCGUACUAGGACAAGCACAAACCUUUAGUCAAGACCUCAAGUUGGCGCAUUACAUGAAGAUACCUCCUCGUAUCACCUUCUGGUCGCAGGUCGUUAUGUCCUUGUGGGCUUCCAUUGUUCAAGUGGCAGUGAUGAACUGGACCUUGAGUAAUAUUGACAAUGCCUGUGCUGUGGACCAAGCUUCCCACUUUACAUGCCCGAAUGGCCGCACUUUCUUNUCGUCAAGUAUCACUUGGGGAGUCAUCGGACCUCAGCGUAUGUUUGGAUCUGGUUCCAUCUACGCCGCAUUCAAUUGGUUCUGGCUGCUUGGUGCAUUGCUGCCAAUCGCCUUUUACAUCUUGACCAGAGUGUUUCCACACAAGCGAUUACGCUUCCUGCACGCUCCUGUUAUGCUCGGAGCUAUGUCCUGGCUUCCACCUGCAACUCCACUCUCCUUCACGUCUUGGGCAUUGGUGGGUCUAACCUUCAACUGGUGGAUUCGUAGACGAUGGAAUGGGUGGUGGAGCCAUUACAACUACAUCACAGCUGCUGCAUUGGAUUCUGGACUCAUCAUCUCCACACUGAUAAUCUUCUUCGCCAUCACACUGCCAGAAGUUGAAGUGCCGAAUUGGUGGGGCAACGUGGGUGUGUUUGAAACUAUGGAUGCUUUGGGUACCGCGAUAAGGAAGACUGUUGCUGAUGGCGAGACUUUUGGGCCAAAGGUAUGG